Messenger RNA from Laetiporus sulphureus 93-53, 570 nucleotides. RefSeq lists its product as uncharacterized. The transcript has 2 exons. Bases 1 to 570 code for a protein of 189 amino acids. Lineage: Eukaryota; Fungi; Basidiomycota; Agaricomycetes; Polyporales; Laetiporaceae. The record is from RefSeq and is a predicted model, not a curated record.
AUGCGAGGCAUCGUGCGCCCGCGCUUCGCGGAUCGCCCCUCCCUUCUCGCCUUACACGACGACCAGCCGCUCGCUCGCGCGUGCAAACCCGCCGCGUUCUUCGUUCGUCACACCGCCUACCUCGCGUCCUACGCGAUGAGCCUAUCGCGCAGGCCUGCCAUAUCCGCCGCCUAUGCCCUCGUCCCAUCAGCACGGCCCACUAGCGUGCAGACGCAUGCAGGAGAUAGCGCCGCGUCAUCUGUAGCACCACGGGAGGGCUCGCUGCGCAUGGCACCCCGCCGUCAGGAUUCAUCCACGACAGGCGAACGCGCACACGGACGGCUUGCGCAGCUCACCGCGCCUCACGCUCCGCCGGUCGCCUGUCUUUUCUCGCCCUACCAAGCGGUCAGCCGCCCCCUCGCGUCUCCUUCACCACCACGCAGUGCAAGCGCGCCGCCGAUGCUCGAGGACGUGGCGUGCCGCUCAGCGUUCGGCUCGCAAACGCCGCCGUGCCCGACAAGAUGGGAGCAGGUCAACGUUGAAGCGCAACGUCGGUACGGCCUUCGUGCGGUUGCUCCACAGAAACGAUGA